UGGUUGUAUGCCUGUGCAGCCCGGGGCGGGUGUUUGGGCGCAACUGGUCGCGAAAUGCCCCGGCUUAGUGGCAGCCAGUGUCGCUCUUUCUCUUGUCAUCUGCGUAGCCAGUCUAUUGCGACUUUCUUACUUGCAACAAAGGGCAUUCUGCUCCUAUAUGAAGGGCCA
Messenger RNA from Amoebophrya sp. A120, 168 nucleotides. NCBI's taxonomy places the organism in Eukaryota, Dinophyceae, Syndiniales, Amoebophryaceae. The record is from the annotation of a GenBank genome assembly.